This is a messenger RNA of Mesorhabditis belari, 1020 nucleotides long. NCBI's taxonomy places the organism in Eukaryota, Metazoa, Nematoda, Chromadorea, Rhabditida, Rhabditidae. The record is from the annotation of a GenBank genome assembly.
AUGAACACUUGGCUAUUGCUAUUGCUAUUUUCUUUAUUAUUUCAUUCAACUUAUGAGAAAAGAUUCUCGAAAAAGAAACCGAAGAUUGAUAAAGAUGUGAAAAAAGAGACACCUGCACCUGAAAUUGAUGUGAUUGAAGAAGAAGAAAAGAGUGAAUUCGAAGAUAUUUGCCCCUUCCCUUGGCAAAGCCACGAGCAAAACAUCUUGGCCACAUUUGCUCAGUGUCGAGAAUUCGAACACGAGGGAGUCAAAUGUACUCCACACGAUCCAAUUGAAUGCACUGGAAGGAAUCCUGCUUGUGUUUUUUCAAAGAUGACUGACGAUUAUCGUUGUUGCUCGGAUGUGCCUCAGGAUUUGAGUAGUCCGCCGGGAGUGCCUGAACAAGUGAAACCAAUUUGUCCUUAUGGUGCCACUUCCUAUGAUAUCCCGUCCGUUCUUCUCUGUGAUCCAACCGAAGAAAAAUCAUGUCCAGACGAGUACACAUGUGAACAAGCUGUCAAUAGUCAAAUGCUUUCCACUUACAAUAUGCAUCUUUGCUGCAAAACAACGGCUUUAGAUUCGUUUGAGAAUGUUUUCUAUGAGACAAAAGUUGGGAUCAACAAAGAGCCGGUCACACUGAAGAAAAUUUCAUUACUGAGAGACCAAUUUCCGGGAUACUUUCAUCACGUCUUGUUGCUUUACAAUCCACACGGAAAUCCGGAAUCGAUGAAUUUCUACUACAAUCGUGCGUCAACGUUGAGCCGUGAUGUCGAUUUAUCAGUGGCCCCAUGGGAUGAGGGCGUAUUCUUUAGAAGCAUCAACCGCGUGAUGACAAUCACCAACGACAAGGUGUCAACGAAGCAGACGAGAAAACUCUACAUUGUGCUCGUUUUUAAAACAAAACAACGGCUGACGAGGAGACAUCCACAAACAUGGCAGGAUCUUCACGCAAAUUACACAUCAUUCACAGAAUUUCUUACUACUCCAACAGGGAAAUUGUUGGGCACACCCGAAGCUGGCUCGUAUUUCUAUAUGACCAAA